This is a messenger RNA of Periophthalmus magnuspinnatus, 2756 nucleotides long. It is a transcript of the gene eeig1a, whose product is annotated as estrogen-induced osteoclastogenesis regulator 1a. Bases 264 to 1421 code for a protein of 385 amino acids. The record is from RefSeq and is a predicted model, not a curated record. The transcript is spliced from 12 exons. Lineage: Eukaryota; Metazoa; Chordata; Actinopteri; Gobiiformes; Gobiidae.
GCUUGAAAGUCACAUUAACGGGAGAAAAAAGCGAAGUGUCGUUUCUCUGUCAUUUUUUUGUUGUAGAAACGCGACAGACGAAGCUCACAACACGAGACAUGAAUCAAGAUUUUUGCGUCGGUUCGUCUCCAAAGAAGGACAUCACUGGCAUCAGCCGCGCAAAGAGCUAAACGUCCAAAUUAACGAGUCGGAUUUUUGGCAUUUUUUACAGAUAUUUUUAUCGGUUUGUAGCCUGAUCGUCGCGGGAUCUGGGUGUGAAAAUCAUGGCUUUCUUCGUGAAAAAGAAGAAGUUUAAGUUCCAGACCCAUUUGACGCUGGAGGAGCUGAGCGCAGUGCCUUUUGUGAACGGAGUGUUGUUCUGCAAACUGCGGCUCCUGGAUGGGGACUUUGUGGCCACUUCUACGAGGGAGGAAGUUCAUGACCACUGUGUGCGCUGGAGGAAGAGGUUCACCUUUGUGUCUAAGAUGAGCGCUAACCCCCAAACUGGAGUCCUGGAUCCAGCAGUCUGCAGAGUUUCUGUCAGGAAGGAACUGAAGGGGGGCAAGACCUACUCCAAGCUGGGCUUUGCAGAUUUGAACAUGGCGGAGUUUGCUGGCUCUGGCUCCACUGUGCGCUGCUGUUUACUCGAGGGCUACGACACUAAGAACACCAGACAGGACAACUCCAUCCUCAAGGUGAUUAUUGGCAUGACGCUGCUUUCUGGAGACCCUUGUUUUAAAACGGCUCCAAGUUCAGCCAAAUCAAUCACAGUUUCUGGUCGUGAGCCAGCCCUCCAGAUGGAUUGCAAAGGAGAGGGGACCACGGCCGAACCUCUGCCCAGCUCCGGAGGAGUGUCUCUAGGACGCAGUGCCAAACCUCGCCCCUCCAUCAUCAGCUCAGGUCUUUUGGAGGAGUCCGAGUCAAACCCGAGUCAGCCUGAAGUUUUCCAGUCAGGUCACUCCCGAAACUCCAGCUACGCUAGCCAGCAUAGCAAGAUCUCAGGCUACAGCACAGAACACUCGUGCUCCUCCAGCCUGUCGGACCUAACCCACCGAAGGAACACCUCCACAGGGAGCAGUGCAUCUGGGUUGGGCUUCAGCUCAGAUCCCCCUGAAGUCUCUCCUCCAGAGCCUCCAUCCUCCACACGACCAGACAAACCCCCCAGGCCCCCACGACCUGCCCUACCCCCAAACAGGCCUGCCAGGAGGAAGCAGGACUCAGUGGAGAGCCAUCCCUCUUGGGUCAACGACACUCGAAUCGACGCGGACGACAUCGUAGAGAAAAUCGUGCAGAGCCAGAACUUUGCCGACCUCAACCACACUGAAGACAGUAACCUGCGUUUGUUUGUGAGCAGAGAUGGCACCACAGCUCUGAGCGGUAUCAGGCUUGGGACCAGAGUGUCUGCUGGAGGGUAUGAACCAGUUGUGAUUGAAACCCACUGAAGUCCUGUUCUAGUCCUGGUUUGAUCGGGGUCGGUCCUGGAGCUCCAGCCGGUCUGCAGCUGUGAGGGGACCAUCCAAUUGUGCACUUUAUUCAAACCUCAUUCAGAAAUGUACAACCACUACUACGUUUACUCAAGACACUAAUUAGAGUUUAUUUUAGUCACUGUUUUAAAUGGACAGCAAUCAAACCAAGCAUGUUGUGUUUUCAUUGCUGAAAAUUAGUUAUAUGUUACACAUUGCAAAAAGAUUUAAAGUGCAUAAGACAGGUUUUCAUGUUUUUGUAAUUACUUCAUUUGGUGGGAUAGAACCUGCAUAUAUUUCUUAUAGUUUCAUAUCGGUUAAGUGUCAGAUUGUGGAAAAGGUUGAGAGGAAAAGUACAAAAAUACAGAGUUUUAAAGCAGAAAAAAAUCUUCCGCAAUCCCAAGGUAGAGAACCAAUUGUUUGGAGUAUAGUUGGUAAGUAACAGUUAUGGAAUUACCUGUAAAUAUCAUCGACAUCUACAUAUGUCACAAUUACUGCCCAUGUCCAACCAGGACAUACAAUUAUAAACUUGGCUAAAACUGUCUUAUUAGUGAAAACAGAUGACAUUUUUAGCUAAGUCUAAAAUAAAAUUAGGUUAAUUUAACUACGUUAUUAUUAAGUGAAUAAUCUAACCUGUCAUAUGCACUUUAAAAUCAAGAUUAAAGGUCCUAUGGUUUUGUAGUUCUGUUUCUCCCUAAAAAUCUAUCCAGAGAUGUUUGCUACAUAUUUGAGCAAUCCAGACAUGCUGCUGCAUUUUUAAAGUCCAUACAUCAUUACAACGAUUAUUCUUGAUUAUAAUUAAGAUUAAUUACUUUUACUCCACUAAGAAGCUUAAUAACUUUCAGGUUACAGGUGCACUAUGUAACUUUUCUGGUUGAGGUCCCACUAUUUGUUUGUCUCAUGUAUGUUUUUUCUUCACUUGGAAUUUUCCUCAAUGAGGCAUUACUCACUCAAGAAAACAUUUUUUGAAAAUUUUUCAGGAGCCUGUGAUCAAUACGAGUCCUAGUUAGUCUUUGACAAAACAAUGAGGGUGACUACCUGAAAAACUGUUUGCUAAUUCCUACUAGCUUAUGGCUGUAAUGUUAUUUGAGAAGGACUUGGUUAACAGCACAAAAUCGGCUCCACCUUUCUAGCUGAGUCAGUUCUAUGGUCAGAUUGUGUGAAAAUAAAGCUCAGAUUAAAGUCUAAUUUGAGUAACAGAGCUUCAGACACAGUAGUGUCUUUAGUUAGCAUAACACCUCCAGGGAAUGUUGAUGACAGCAGCUGCAAAGUAUCAAUAGGACCUUUAAUGUUGAUAUUCCUUUUUGUAUCCAU